GGAGGGAGCGCAGAGCGGAGCUGCGAGCGGAGCUGGUGGCGUCCAGGCGCGGCCGCUCCGCCUCAGGUGUGACUGGAAGCAGCGGCCUGACAGAGAGGGAAGCGGUGAGCGCCGGUGCCCUGAGCGCGGUCACCAUGGACCGCCCUGACGAGGGGCCUCCUGCCAAGGCCCGCCGCCUCAGCAGCUCCGAGCCCUCUCAGGAUGACGCGCCGCCGCCGCCGCCACCUCCGCCGCCGCCGCCGCUCAUGCGACUGCCCCUGCCUCCGCCGGAGCAGCGCCCUAGGCUCCGGGAGGAAACGGAGGCGGCACAGGUGCUGGCUGACAUGAGGGGGGUGGGAUUGGGCCCCACUCUGCCCCCGCCGCCCCCCUAUGUCAUUCUGGAGGAGGGGGGAGUGCGCGCGUACUUCACCCUGGGCGCCGGGUGUUCCUAUUGGGAUCCGGAUUUCGAGUCUGGGUACGGGGAGGCGCCCCCUCCCUCAGAGAGCCUGGAAACGUUCUCUCCUGAGGAGGUGGCGGGGGGAAGCCUGGAGAUUGACAUUCAGGUUACGGAGCCCGAGCCCGAGCCGGAGCCUGAACCCGAGCCCAGCGGCUUUAGUGGGGAGGCCAUCGAUACCUGUGGCUUAGGGGGUCGGGAGUACCAGGUGUUAGCCGGCCUCCAGGGGAAGGAAGAGGCCAUUAUUAUAGUGGAGGAUGAUGAGGAGGAGGUGAAGGAGAAUGUGAGGAAAAAGAGGAGGAGGAGGAGGAGGAAGCAGAGGAAGGUGAAGAAGCCAAGCAAAGAGAUAAAUCCCGAGAAGAUCCAGUACGUCCUGCAGGCACUGGAAAGCAUUCAGCUAGACCUGGAGGCGGUGAACAUUAAGGCAGGCAAGGCCUUCCUCCGUCUCAAGCGCAAGUUCAUCCAGAUGCGGAGACCCUACCUGGAGCGCAGAGACCUUAUCAUCCAGCACAUCCCAGGCUUCUGGGUCAAAGCAUUCCUCAACCACCCCAAAAUUUCAGUCUUGAUCAGUCAACGCGAUGAAGACAUCUUCCGCUACUUGACCAAUCUGCAGGUACAGGACCUCAGACAUAUCUCCAUGGGCUACAAAAUGAAGCUGUACUUCCAGACAAACCCCUAUUUCACAAAUAUGGUGAUUGUCAAGGAGUUCCAGUGCAACCGAUCAGGCCGGCUGGUGUCUCACUCCACCCCAAUCCGCUGGCACCGGGGCCAGGAACCCCAAGCUUACAAGGAAAGGAACCAGGACACCAACUACAGCUUCUUCAGCUGGUUCUCAAAUCACAGCCUUCCAGAGGCCGACAGGAUUGCUGAGAUUAUCAAGAAUGACCUCUGGGUCAACCCUGUGCGCUACUACAUGAUGGGAGAAGGCGGCUACAGAGCAAAAAGAAAGAAGCAAGAAAAGAAAGAAAGGUUUUCCCACAUUAAAAAGAGGGACAGAUACGAGUUGGUGAUCAUGGAUGACUUCGAUGACUAUCAGCUGAUGCAAGACAUUAUCGGCGAGACCUCAGACAGUGAUUUUAUCACUGACGACAAUGAGACUGUUCACGACAUCAAGAUCUCCGACUUCAUGGAGACCACCGACUGCUUCGAGACCUCGGACGAGAUAACUGACUUCAGUGAGAGUUUCUGUGACAGUGAGAGCGUCUAUGACUGUGAAAGCCCAGACCGCCACCUCACCACCGAAAACAAUGACAGCGCUGAUGAGCACACUUAUGGUGGUGAGAACUCCAAAGGUGGCGGCUGUGGCAACAACCUCGACAGCAGCGACAGCGACUACGGAGACAAUGAGACCAGCGAUGAUGAAGAUAAUGACGGCAACGAAGGUGACAACGAAGGCAGUGAUGAUGACGGCAAUGAAGGUGACAAUGAAGGCAGUGAUGAUGAUGACAGAGACAUUGAUUACUAUGAGCAUGCCAUUGAAGAGCCUGAGAAGGGUCAGCUUAACAUCAACAACCUGGGCUACUAUGAAGGGCAAAGCUGGCCAGGACCAGGGAAUCGAGACAUGAGCACAAUCUGCUCUUGUGGUGAAAAGAAAAAAGCAUCUGUGCAACUUGUAAAACAAGAAGAUGAGGACAGCGAUGACGAGGAAGGAAGUGAGGAGGAAGAAGAGGAGGAGGAGGAAGGAAUGGGCGAAGACUGGGAAGACUCUGACGUGGAGGAGGUGCUUCAGGUCCAGAACGCUUGGGCCAACCCCCGGAAGAGGGGCAAAACCGGAUAAACAAAUGUUUCACCCUUGCCCUUGUGGCUACUGCCUCUGUGUCCCUCUCCCUCUGUCCCAUUUGCCCUCCCCCUCAGCUAGGGCCUUGAGGCUCCACAUUGCACUUCUGGGGGGUGACCAAGUUCGUACACGGGUUUGAAGUUUAUUUUUAUGGUUUAGUAAUCGCAGAGUUCUUAUUUUGGGGGGGAGGGAAAGGGGGACUCCCCCCUUCCUUUCGGCCCUCCUCCCUCGCAGGCUUCUGUGUGCUGCUACGUAUUUAUUGUGAUGCCUUGGCCACGGCCCCUCUAUCCCCCUCCUCGUGCUGUGUGGAGUGAACACCCCUGAUCCCGAAGCGGGGAGGGCUGCUGUGGCCUUGGGAUGGCUGCUGCCUCCCAGUUGUCCUAAGUCUCUUCCCCUCACACUUCAACCUGCUGUGCCCGCUAGCCCGCAUCGGUGUCUAUGCAAGGCCGCUUUGCCAUUGCGGUAUUCCUGUCCCCCACCCCCAGAAGCCCUGCUCAUUCCCUGUGAACCCUGGUUAUCCUAAUAAAGUUCUCAGCAAA
This is a messenger RNA of Eptesicus fuscus (big brown bat), 2749 nucleotides long. It is a transcript of the gene TSPYL2, whose product is annotated as TSPY like 2. The transcript is spliced from 8 exons. The coding region runs from base 135 to 2210 and encodes 691 amino acids. The record is from RefSeq and is a predicted model, not a curated record. Lineage: Eukaryota; Metazoa; Chordata; Mammalia; Chiroptera; Vespertilionidae. Gene Ontology annotation, molecular function: chromatin binding; histone binding. Gene Ontology annotation, cellular component: chromatin; nucleus. Gene Ontology annotation, biological process: nucleosome assembly.